Messenger RNA from Nerophis lumbriciformis (worm pipefish), 1769 nucleotides. It is a transcript of the gene arfgap1, whose product is annotated as ADP-ribosylation factor GTPase activating protein 1. Gene Ontology annotation, molecular function: GTPase activator activity. Gene Ontology annotation, biological process: regulation of ARF protein signal transduction; regulation of endocytosis. The record is from RefSeq and is a predicted model, not a curated record. NCBI's taxonomy places the organism in Eukaryota, Metazoa, Chordata, Actinopteri, Syngnathiformes, Syngnathidae. Gene Ontology annotation, cellular component: Golgi membrane.
UAUGCAAACAGGAACAUGGCUGUCGGUGUUUGACAUAGCACUGCAGUCCAUUUAUUCUUAAUUUCUGUCGGCCCUCUGAAGAGUCUCCUCCAGUUCAACUGUACGUUUCCAGCGAAACAACAACGUCUGUGGAUUUGUUAUCUGUUCGCCCUCUGAAACGCACCGUUUAGUUUUUUUGGGGCCACGCAAACAGUGAGUCAACAUGGCGAGUCCAAGGACCAGAAGAGUUUUGAAGGAAGUUAGAACCCAAGAAGAAAAUAAUCUCUGCUUUGAGUGCGGGGCCUUCAACCCCCAGUGGGUAAGCGUGACCUACGGGAUCUGGAUCUGUUUGGAAUGCUCUGGAAAACACAGGGGCCUGGGAGUUCAUCUCAGUUUUGUGCGCUCUGUCACCAUGGACAAGUGGAAAGAUAUUGAGCUUGAGAAGAUGAAAGCAGGCGGGAAUGGCAAAUUCCAUUUGUUUCUGGAGCUCCAAGAUGAUUACAAUCCCAAUUGGACUUUGCAGGAGAAGUAUAACAGCCGAGCUGCUGCGCUCUUCAGGGACAAGGUUGCAACUUUAGCAGAAGGAAAGGAGUGGUCUUUAGAGACAUCAUCUGCCAAAAAUUGGACAUCACCUCAACCUAAGACCAGCCUUUCAUCCUCCCAUCGGUCUGGAAGGCCUGGAGCGACCUCUGCCAAAUCUGGUGAUAAAGCUUUUGAAGACUGGCUUAGUGAUGACGUCAACUCUUAUCAGAGUGGAGGGGGUUACAGCGGGAAUCAGGAGAACCGAUAUGUUGGCUUUGGCAACACGGUGUCUCCGGAGAGGAAGGAGGAGGACUUCCUCAACAAUGCUAUGUCCUCCAUUUAUUCAGGUUGGAGCAGUUUCACUGUCGGCGCGACCAAGUUUGCAUCUAUUGCAAAAGAUAACACGUCGAAACUGGCAAAUCAAGCCACUUUGAAGUUAAGGGGUUAUAAGGCACCCCCAGAACCGGCCACAGAGUUAGGACAGACUAUAAAUGAGAAUGUUAUCAAACCUACCCAAGAAAAGGUGAAAGAUGGCAAAUUGCUAGAUGAAAUGACAGUCGGCAUCACUGGCUUGGCAAACAAGGUUCAGGGAGCUGGUGCCAAACUGACCAACCUUUUCUCUGGAAAAUCCGAAGAUGGGGCCACUGGAGAUAGCUACCAGAACAUGGAUGCUGGCGAGGGAUAUCAGGGCAGCUCCAGUGAGCCUGUGUCAAAGGACUUCUGGGAAACGUUUGGGAGCAACAACUCCUUAAAGGCCAAGAAAUCUCCAAGCAGCGACAGCUGGACCGUUGCAGAUCAUUCUGCCAAGAAGAGCUCUGACAGUUGGGACAAUUGGGGCUCGGAUGCUGCGUCCAACAACAAACACAGCACGGAGGAGAGCUGGGAGGCCUGGGAUAACAACUGGGAGAAUGCAGACGGUAAGACCAAGAAGAGUCCCACAAAACCUGCUGAGGAAGCCUGGGGUGCCGCAGACUGGUAAUCAUCUCUCCUAGUUGACCUCCUCUCCUCUUUCCCUCUUGUCCACUCUUUCGCUCUUCAUCCCACGGGCACAGGAACUCACUUUCUGUCCAUCUAUUCUCAUCUUCUAUGUUGAACGUAGGCCCCAAAAGGAACAAUGCCCAGUCUUACAUUAAUUGCAUGAUUGAAAAUCAUAUUCUUAAACAAAGCUAUGCUAUAGAAAAUUGCAAUUUUGUACAUUAUUGUAAAUCUUCAGCGGAGGAAGUAGUGGAGUGUGAAUACAGUCUCAAACUACAACCCCAUCCUCAAAA